AUGUAACAAAUAUAAAUACAAACUGCCACUCAAGACAAAGCUGCAUACGCUCGAAAUGCAUAAAAAAUUAUUGAUUAACUCAAAGCUAAUGAUCUUGAAUUAAUUGAUGCAACUCUUGAAUAUGCUCUCCAAGUUUUUAAUUCAAAUGAACCACCCUUAAGGAAAUUAUUAAUCUUGAGAGUAUUAUCAAUCAUAUCUUAGUUAAUCAAAGAUGCAAUCGUCAUCAAAUCUGCAAAAUUUAUAAAUAAAUACAUUUAAACUAGACCUUUGUUAACAUUCAUUGGAAAUAUAUGUACUCAUAAAUUAGGUGAUUCUAAUCCUAAUCGUGGUGCUGAUCUAUUUUAAGGAUAAGGUUCUAUUUGAUAUUAUUAAUUUAGAUCCCUAAUCAAGUAUUGAAUUCUUAAAUUUGGCACUUGAAUUGGUUGACUUCCUAGCUACAACAUUUCCAAAAGAUUCAAAGGGUGCACCUACUAAAUUCAAAAUCUAAUAUGAUGAAUUAGUCUAAAUGGGAGUACAUGUUUCAUUAAAAAAAUUAGGUUAAAUUCCCACCUAAAUCAAGUCUCAUUUUGCCAUUUGAUCCCAACAAGGCUUCCCAAGAACCUAUAUAAAAACCACUUAACAAUAAUAAAGAGAGAGAUGAGACCAUGCUUAAACUAAGUAACAAUCAGUUAUUACUUAAGAUUAAAGCAAAUAAAACAUUUAUCAAGAUAUUGAGAUGAUCAAUGAAACCUUGGUUAAUGAUUCUGAUAUGUCAUAUAUCAAUGAAGUAUUAGUGACUUAUAGUGAAUCUAUGAAUGUUAUAGAAAAAUAAUUUGAAAAUCUCAUUAAUAAAGCCUAACAAUAUGAUGGUGUUUUAAAUGAAGAUGAAAUAGCAGAAUUAUAUGCUUUAAAAGAUUUCGUAUUGAAAUUUUAAUAAUACUAUUAUGCUUAUCUUGAAAAGGAAUGUACUCCUGUUGCUUAUAAUUCAUUAAAAAAGAAAACCUUAGCUCAUAUUUAGAAGAUAUAAAAUAAAGAUUUUGAUUAUCCUCCUCCAUAAUAAUAAAAAUAAUCAAGAUAAUAACAAGUUUAGUAAUCCUAAUUAUAAAAUGAAGAUGAAAUGCUGAAAAGAGCAAUUGAAGAAUCUAAAAUACAAUAAUAAAAUUCUUAAAUUUAAUAAAAAUAACUUGAAGAAUAAUUAAAAUAAGAGGAAAUUAAGAGAUAAUAAGAUGAAGUAUUACGUUAAGCAAAACUUAGAGAAGAAUAAAUAAAAUAGGAAUAUUUGAGGGCUGAAGAAUAAAGAAGAGAAAAUGAAAGAAAAGAACAUGAGAGAAGGGAAAAUGAAAGAAAUGAAUAAAUUAGAUAAGAAUAAUUAAGAUUGGAAGAAAAAAGAAUGGAACAAUAAAAAUUACAAUAAUUAAAAUAAGAAUAAAAUAGAUUAGAAGCAAUAUAAUAAUAACAAUAAUAAAUGAAAUAAAAAGAAAUUGAAGAUUAUUGGAAUAAUUAAUUUCAAACUCCUAAUCCAGAUAAUUAAUAAUAUAUGACACCUACAAAAUUAGGAUCAUAUACAAUGCCUUAAUAAUAAUAAUAAUAAUAAUAAUAAUAAUAAUAGUAAUAUUAAUAAUAAUAGUAAUAAUAAUAAUAAUAUACUUAAUCAUAUAUGUAAUCAUCAUUUUAAUAAUAAAAUGGAACAAUUAAUAAUAAUUUUAUUUAUUCUACAAUUGAUUAAUAAUAACAAUAAAAAUAACCUAUUAGAUAAACUAAUGCUAACUAAUUUGAAUAAAAUUACAAUAAUUCAUAAAUACCAAAUUAAUAAUAUUUACAUGGUUAAAAUACAAGAGAAUAACUUCCAAUGAAUCAUAUUACAUCUAAUAUUAUAAAAAAAAAGGAAUUUGAUGAAAAUUUUGAUGGAUUAAGUUAAUCUACUUUAACCUAAACAUUUUUCCCUUUGAAAAUGGAUCAAUAAAUUCCUAUCAAAUAAUAUAUAGGAAAAUUUGUUAAAUAUGAUAAUUCUUAAUUUGAAUUAUUACAUACAUAUGGUUUAACAGAAUCUCAAAAGAAACGUUUCAAAAUAGCUACUAUAAAGGGUAGAGCAGCAUUAAUAAAUUCUCCCUAACUUUAAAUUGGAGUUAAAUAAGCAUUACAAUAUGUUCCUUUAAAAGAGAAAAACUAUUUAAAGCUAACCUUAUAUAUAGGAAAUAAAACUUAAUCAAAUUUUGAGAAUUGUAAAAUGUAAUUUGAAGGAGAUAAUAAAUGUAAAUAUUAUGUAUAUUUACAGAAUUUUCAAUGUGGUUAAAACCAGAUAAGAUAGUAGAUAAAAUUGAAGCAGGGUAAUAAAUAUAAUAGGAAGUGAUAGGAAUAUUUAAAUAGUAUGAAAACUAUAGAUUAGUAAAUGUAAUAUUUUCUGGUAUAUAAUUAUUAUAUAUAUAUUAAUAGCUGAAUGGGCUAACAAACAAAUAUCAUCAAAUUUCUUUUUAACAACCACAUUAAUUUCUUUUAUGGAUUUCAAAGAUAUCAGUUUAUAAGUAUUUAGGACAAAAUGGAGAUAAAAGAAAACAUCAAUUUUGAGAGGAGAAACAUUUUUACUUAAUCCUAAAAUAGUGAAAACAGGACAAUAUUUAAAAAAGUAGUUAAUUUGAUAGAAUUUAGGAUAUUUCCAAAGUUAUGUGAAUUUAACACAUAUUAAUCAUUUUAAGACCAAUCAUUUGAUUACUUUAGUGAUAGAUAAUUGAAAUAUAUUUCUUAUAAACUUUGUAACAAUUAAUUUUAAAUUAGGUGGAAUUUUUGAACUGACUAAUGUGAAUUAAAAUUACAUGAUUAAAUUUAUAGUUUUGCCAAAUAUGCAAUGUACAAUAUAAAUAAUUGGAAAUAAUGAACAUUUAUGUAAAUAAAUGUUGAAUACACUUAAUUGGAUAUUAGGUUUAGAAUGA
Paramecium primaurelia is the source of this 2906-nucleotide messenger RNA. The record is from the annotation of a GenBank genome assembly. Lineage: Eukaryota; Ciliophora; Oligohymenophorea; Peniculida; Parameciidae.